GAUGCAGAUGCGGAAACAGACAUGUUGGGUUUAAGAAGACAUGUGCUCAGUGCUCCGCUGCUAUAAUGGCAAAACCAAAGAUUUGUCCUGGACAGUACUGUCAAGCCAAACAAGUGAGAACUAUCCCAACUAAGGCACCAUACAUCUGAAAUUUGCUUGUUUCUUCUUGGUAGUUUGAACCUCCAUUGUUCAGCAGCAAUCUUACAGCUAGUGAGGAUAUCAUCCGAAAGUUGCGAAUUUGAACCACGAUCGUUGGAAAAUUGCAUGUGUUUGUGUGCUUGUUCCCCUUCGUUAAUGUCAAUAGCUCCGGUGCAUUCAUGUAAUCUCGCCAAUAAAUGUUCAUUGCGAUUAAAAAGAAACAAGCGAACGAGUCCCACGUGAAAUAGAGCUGUGAAAAUCACUUUCACCCACCAGCACUCGCAGUAGGCAACUAGCCGUUUGGUGCACGCGCAGCACCCCUGCUGCCAGAUCCCCCCAACCCACGAUGCCAUCCCUGAAACUCCCGGCAACUCCAGUGGCCGAUGCCCACCGCGACCUCUAUAUAUAUGGCCACCCCACCCCAUCGGCCCUGCCAUUCCGCCCUCGAUCGCAAAGCAAGCCUCCGCACAGCGAAUCAAACAAGGCUCGCUCAAACACCAGUCGAAUUCCAAGUUCCAACCAUGUGCAAGGCGGUGAUCACGCUCUCGUCGCUCGUCUGGCUGCGCCACACGCUGCGGCGGUGGCGGUCCCGCGCCGCGGUUCCGGCGGGGCACGUCGCGGUGUCCGUGCGAGGCGGCGGCGACGGCGACGGGGCGGCGUUGGGGCCGAGGCGGUUCGUGGUGCGAGUGGCGCGCCUCGGCCACCCGGCGUUCCGGGACCUGCUGCGGCAGGCAGAGGAGGAGUACGGCUUCCCGGCGGGUCCCGGACCGAUCGCGCUCCCCUGCGACGAGGGCCACUUCCUCGACGUCCUCAGCCGCGUGUCCUCGUCGGUCGCCUCGUGCGGCCUCCGUCGGUGCGCGCGCGGCGAGUCCCGGCCGCUGCUGCAGGGGAGAAUGGCCGUGGAUCACAACCUCGUCUGGUGAUCAGAAGCUGCGGCCAGUGCGAGGGGUAAAGAGAAGGCAAAAGCGUCUCGGCCCGGCUGGCGCAGCCGAGAAGACCGUGCACACGGGCACAGGCGGCAGACGCCGGGGCACAUCCGGGCGCCGUGCCGCCGUCGUCCCGUGAGCCAAAGGAAGCAGCGCAACGGCGACGGCUGGGGCACGGACGACGUUGUUAACAGCUUUCCUCUCAAAGUCUUAAUGAGCAACUAGAAAGCCUAGAAUUUUAUUUGUAGAAACUUUGGUUCCUGGUAAUGAGAAAAUGGUUAUUAUAGGACUCUAAUCGUGUGGCAUCUCCGAAAUAGGAUUCCUAACGUUGGUAAUAAGACUCUAAACGUUGGUAAUAAGCUGUAAUGACAUUUUGUGCUUUUUUAA
This is a messenger RNA of Sorghum bicolor (sorghum), 1451 nucleotides long. RefSeq lists its product as uncharacterized. Gene Ontology annotation, biological process: response to auxin. The transcript has a single exon. The record is from RefSeq and is a predicted model, not a curated record. The coding region runs from base 522 to 1061 and encodes 179 amino acids. Lineage: Eukaryota; Viridiplantae; Streptophyta; Magnoliopsida; Poales; Poaceae.